Messenger RNA from Tarenaya hassleriana, 3339 nucleotides. RefSeq names its product probable inactive ATP-dependent zinc metalloprotease FTSHI 1, chloroplastic. Gene Ontology annotation, molecular function: ATP-dependent peptidase activity; metalloendopeptidase activity; ATP hydrolysis activity. The transcript has 15 exons. The record is from RefSeq and is a predicted model, not a curated record. Gene Ontology annotation, biological process: proteolysis. Gene Ontology annotation, cellular component: chloroplast thylakoid. The coding region runs from base 151 to 3009 and encodes 952 amino acids. Lineage: Eukaryota; Viridiplantae; Streptophyta; Magnoliopsida; Brassicales; Cleomaceae.
UAGAAUCCUGAGAAAGGAAAAAAAAUCAAAUCCGGUAAAACCCUAUCGCUCGUCUCGCCUUCGGAUAAGGCCGAGGGAAGAACUUUUAAGAUGCAAUUCCUGCUUAAAUUUACCCUUCGGUGAAGCUUUCAUACAUGUUUCUUGUCAGCAAUGGCUUCUCUUGACGCCGUCUUCUCAUUCAGUACACGUUUCCCUCGGAACUCUACUGCCAAUUCCACGAAAUCGAUCAGAAGACCGGCAUAUUUGUUGAACUUGGAUGGGAAAUUUCGAUCGAGAGCUCCGCUUCUGCGUCGUUCGUUUACAGUUCUGUGCGAACUGAAAUCUGGGUUGUCGCGGUCCGGUGACGCGAACAAUGUCGCGGGUGAUGAUUUCGUGACUAGGGUCUUGAAGGAAAACCCUAGCCAAGUGGAGCCGAGGUACCGAAUCGGGGAUAAGUUGUACACUCUGAAGGAGAGAGAGGAUUUAAGCAAAGGCGCCAAUGCGGGUGUGUUUGAAUUUGUCAGAAGAAAGCUUGAUUCGAAGACCGCGAUGGAGAAAGAGACCGGUGAAAGUGAAAAGAGCAGCGAAACUGGGAAUGGGUCUGUUUAUUUGAAGGAUAUCCUGAGGGAAUACAGAGGAAAACUCUACGUGCCCGAGCAAGUUUUUGGGCCAGAGUUAUCUGAGGAAGAAGAAUUCGAGAAAAAUCUGAGAGAUUUGCCGAAGAUGAGUUCGGAAGAUUUCAGCAAAGCCGUGAAGAGUGAUAAAGUUAAGCUGCUGACAUCGAAGGAAGCUUCUGGUCUUUCAUACGUGAGCGGCUAUAGAGAUUUUGUCGUGGAACUUAAGGAAAUUCCCGGAGAGAAGAGUUUGCAGAGAACGAAAUGGGCAAUGAGGCUUGAUUCAAGAGAAGCUCAAGCUCUUCUGGAGGAAUACGCCGGUCCACUGAAUGAAAUAGAAAAGCACAUGACGUCUUGGGUUGGAAAAGUGCCUGAAUUCCCUCACCCGAUUGCGUCUUCCAUAUCAAGUAGAGUGAUGGUCGAGCUUGGAAUGGUAACAGCCGUUAUUGCAGCAGCAGCAGUUGUUGUUGGGGGGUUCUUAGCCUCAGCAGUAUUUGCAGUUACUAGUUUUGUUUUUGCUACUACAGUUUAUGUUGUUUGGCCUAUAGCAAAGCCAUUCAUCAAACUCUUUUUCAGCAUAUUCCUUGGCGUUCUUGAAAGAUUCUGGGAUUACCUUGCUGAUGCUUUUGGCAGUGGCGGGAUUUUUUCAAAGCUUUAUGAUUUCUAUACUUUCGGUGGGUUGUCUUCAAGCAUUGAGAUGCUUAAACCGAUCCUCAUUGUUGUUUUGACAAUGGUUCUGCUUGUUCGGUUCACGUUGUCACGGAGACCAAAGAACUUUAGGAAAUGGGAUUUAUGGCAAGGGAUAGCUUUUUCUCAGUCCAAAGCAGAAGCUCGUGUUGAUGGUUCAACUGGGGUUCAGUUCAAUGACGUUGCAGGGAUUGAUGAAGCUGUUGAGGAGCUUCAAGAGCUUGUGAGGUACUUGAAGAACCCGGAACUGUUUGAUAAAAUGGGAAUAAAACCGCCCCAUGGAGUUCUUUUGGAGGGUCCCCCUGGUUGUGGCAAGACGCUAGUGGCAAAAGCCAUUGCGGGUGAAGCUGGUGUUCCGUUCUAUCAAAUGGCAGGAUCUGAAUUCGUCGAGGUUCUUGUUGGGGUCGGGUCAGCUCGUAUCAGAGAUCUGUUCAAAAGAGCUAAGGUAAACAGGCCAUCGGUUAUUUUCAUCGAUGAGAUUGAUGCAUUGGCAACUCGGCGUCAAGGAAUUUUCAAGGAAACUACAGACCACUUGUACAAUGCGGCUACUCAAGAAAGAGAAACCACGUUGAACCAGUUGCUCAUAGAGCUCGAUGGAUUUGACACAGGCAAGGGUGUGAUUUUCUUGGCAGCCACCAACCGGAGAGAUUUGUUAGACCCUGCUCUUCUCCGACCAGGUCGAUUUGAUCGGAAGAUAAGAAUCCGUCCUCCAAAUGCGAAAGGAAGAUUGGAUAUUCUGAAGAUUCACGCCAGCAAAGUGAAGAUGUCGGAUUCUGUUGACUUGUCAUCCUAUGCAAACAACUUACCAGGAUGGACCGGAGCGAAACUCGCACAGUUGGUCCAAGAGGCUGCGCUCGUGGCAGUCAGGAAAAGGCAUAGCUCAAUUCUUCAAUCUGACAUGGACGACGCUGUUGACCGACUCACUGUUGGGCCGAGACGAAUCGGCAUAGAAUUGAGCCAUCUGGGUCAAUGUCGUAGAGCCACUACCGAGGUUGGAGUGGCCAUCACUUCCCAUCUAUUGAGACGCUAUGAGAAUGCAAAGGUCGAGCGGUGUGAUCGCAUAUCGAUCAUCCCUCGUGGUCAAACACUAUCUCAAGUUGUGUUCCAUCGGCUCGAUGAUGAAGCCUAUAUGUUUGAGCGGCGUCCACAGUUGCUUCAUCGUCUUCAGGUUUUCCUCGGAGGGAGGGCUGCCGAAGAGGUUAUCUACGGACCCGACACAUCAAAGGCAUCGGUUGAUUAUCUCUCUGACGCCUCUUGGCUCGCCCGUAAAAUCUUAACCAUAUGGAACCUCGAGAACCCGAUGGUCAUCCAUGGCGAACUGCCUCCUUGGAGAAAGAGGGUGAAGUUUGUGGGACCACGCUUGGACUUCGAAGGAUCUCUCUACGACGAUUACGACCUCGUCGAGCCGCCGGUUAACUUCGACAUGGAUGACGAAAUCACAAAGAGAUGCGAAGAACUCACAAGGGACAUGUACAAGAAGACUGUCUCUCUUCUCAGACAACACCACACAGCCCUACUCAAGACUGUAAAGGUGCUUGUGAAUCAGAAAGAGAUCAGUGGAGAAGAAAUGGAUAUGAUAUUAAACCAUUAUCCUCCUCAGACACCGUUAACGACCCUCUUACAAGAACAGAAUCCGGCGAGUCUCCCCUUUGUUCCGGGCUAUCUCCGGCGGGAUUCCGAUGACCUCGUCCUCCUCAACCACUCGACCGACGUCAACGCUUCUACAUGAAUCCGGCUUGCGUCUUACCAUAACCACUAGGCCGAUGUCCUGACUGGACAAUGAUCGGUGACUCGGCUUUGGUUGUGGUUCCAAUGACAUAACCAUGUGUCCGCCGUCCGAACAGAUCCGGCGAGAUUCCGGCGGGUUUGAUCUCAAUGCACUGGCCAAGGUAUUGUUUCUCUCUUUUGAGUGUGUGUUGUUUUAUAUUCAUAGGGUAGGUAAUUUAUCGGGAUUUAUAUAUUUCAUACAAAACCAUAGAUUUCUGUCUUAGGUUCAGAACUCAAAAGGCUCAGAACUUUCACUCGGAGGAUGUUAAGGUUGAGGUCUGUUUUUUUUUUU